AUGCCCCUUCCCUGCCAGCAGAGCCCGGUGCUGGCAGGCAGCGCCACUCUGGCCGCCCUGGGGGCACUGGUCCUGUACCUGGCGAAGCCCUCCGGCUACGGGAAGUACUCGGAGAGCCUACUGCCCACCGCUACCCGCCUGCCCUCCCGCGCCGCCUGGUUCCUGCAGGAGCUGCCCUCCUUCGCGGUGCCCGCGGGGUUCCUCGCCCGGCAGCCGCGCUCGCUCUUCGGCCAGCCUGCGACCGUGCUCCUGGGCCUCUUCUGCGCACAUUACUUCCACAGGACAUUUGUUUACUCAUUACUCACUAGAGGGAGGCCUUUCCCAGUUGCGUUCCUUGUCAGAGGGUUUGUCUUCUGCACGGGAAAUGGACUUCUCCAGGGCUACUACCUGAUUUACUGUGCUGAAUACCCCUCUGAGUGGUACACAGACGGACGGUUUCGCCUGGGUGUCUUCUUAUUUAUUUUGGGAAUGGGAGUCAACAUUCAUAGUGACUAUAUAUUGCGCCAGCUCAGGAAGCCCGGAGAAGUCAUCUAUAGGAUUCCACAAGGUGGCUUGUUUACGUAUGUUUCUGGAGCCAAUUUCCUCGGUGAGAUCACUGAAUGGAUCGGCUAUGCCCUGGCCAGUUGGUCCCUCCCAGCACUUGGAUUUGCGUUUUUCUCACUUUGUUUCCUGGGGCUGCGAGCUUUUCACCAUCACAGGUUCUACCUCAAGAUGUUUGAGGACUAUCCCAAAUCUCGGAAGGCCCUCAUUCCAUUUAUCUUCUAAAGAAACCAGAUAAAAAAGAAACUAAAAGCUCCCACAUGACUGUUGAACACCAUCAAGCUGCUAGGCUUUAACUUUGAAAGUUCCAGUGUGUAUAUAAACCAGGAGGCUCUUGUGUUCUGACAGCCGGCCUGGGGAUUCUGUGGGGUGGCUAUUCUGUGUGUCUCUGUGUGUCUUCCCAGGGUCUCUCUCCUGAUCUCCUGUUGAAGCUUUGACAAGGCUCUUCUCUGCAUGGAGACAUCUAUCUGUUCUUUAUCCAGUCCUCCUAGAAAGUGCGAAACUUCCCCAUGUCUUUCCUUCUUUGGGUGAUCUAAGUAUGUGUGGCUCUCUGUCAAUGUAAGACAGCCCUGUAGCCAGGAAAGUUUUCAGUUGAGGGCAGUGCUUGUAGAAUUUAUUAAAGGUACACAUUUUAC
This is a messenger RNA of Enhydra lutris kenyoni (northern sea otter), 1175 nucleotides long. Its product is annotated as steroid 5 alpha-reductase 2. Gene Ontology annotation, biological process: steroid biosynthetic process. Lineage: Eukaryota; Metazoa; Chordata; Mammalia; Carnivora; Mustelidae. The record is from RefSeq and is a predicted model, not a curated record. Gene Ontology annotation, cellular component: membrane. Gene Ontology annotation, molecular function: 3-oxo-5-alpha-steroid 4-dehydrogenase activity. Bases 1 to 765 code for a protein of 254 amino acids. The transcript is spliced from 5 exons.